Phaedon cochleariae (mustard beetle) is the source of this 2960-nucleotide messenger RNA. The record is from the annotation of a GenBank genome assembly. Lineage: Eukaryota; Metazoa; Arthropoda; Insecta; Coleoptera; Chrysomelidae.
AGGUUAUGUUUAUUGUUUAGGUUACAAACGUCAAAUCAAAAAUUCAAAAUAUUUAGCUUAUUAUUAUAAUUAUUUGGGAAAAAUGCAGAUAAAGAUUUAAUUAGUUGACAGUAGUAUAUAACAUCUUUCAUUAACACUUCUCCAGCCUACAACAAUGAUUCGUCAAGAAACGGAAUCAGAUAUUAAAGAAUCUAAGGUUCAAGAAAAUUUAGCAAAAUGGCAAUCUACCACCGACCCUUUGGCCCCUUUGUCGGAAGAACAGAUGGAUUUGGUGUAUGAAAUGGGUGAUUUAGUUAGUUCUAUGUAUACGAAUCCAGAAGAGAAUACAGAACAUGCAACAGAAGUGGAAACUCUUGAAAAACCUGAAUAUCCACCAGUUAUUCAUAAAAUGCAGGAUUACAUACAGUGGAUGAUAGCUGCAGAAAAAGAUAUAAAGCAGGAGAAUUUGAAACAAUAUCAGAUAUAUUCUGAACAACUUAAGAAACAUCAGUGUAAUAGCCAACAGUUGUUUGAUCAUACAAAUUCUGCUUUGGAAUACCUCAUACAGUUGAAAAAUCAAUAUGAAAAUGUGACUGAAAAAACCAAUCAUUUACACUUACUUAGUGAACUACUUAUGGCUAACCAACGAACCCUCAAAGAAAAGAAACAAAGCUUGAAUAGCAAGCUGAAGCAUUUCACAAAUUUCACCAAAUGCCAGGAGAGCAUAGAGAGAAUGGGUAACAGACUGAAUAAUGAAGAAUGUAUAAAAGUUUUAGAUGAAAUUGAUGAGAGUAUAAGCUAUUUGAAUGAUCACUUGCAUUACAAGGAAUCCAGAAUUUAUAAAAUGAAGUAUGAGAGUUUGCUGAACAACAUUCUCAACAAAAUCUAUGACUAUGUCAACACUAUUCUAGUUGAAACUAUGAAACAAGUUGUAGACCCAGAUUCAAAGACUCAUAUAUUACCUCAAACACCAAGUGUCACUGAAUCUUUAGUUGACUCUGCCUUUUCAUUGUAUUAUGGAAAAUUCCAGAGUGUAUCUAUCAAAAUCAGGUUCAUUCUAAAUAGCUUGGAAGAACGUGAGGACCACAAUGAACAGUACAAGAAUAUACUGAGUGAUUGUCAAAAAACAUACCUCACUCAAAGACUGCCUAUAAUGAGCAUUGCAGUGUCUAAAGCUUUGGCUGAACUCAAAGAAAAGCAUAGGGUAGACCACAGCAAGUUGUUUAGGUCAUGCAGUUUGUUCACCAUGAAAAUCUGUCAAGAUGAAGCUAUGUGCUACAACUAUUUCUUCACAAAACCAUCCACCCAACUGAAUGAUUACUUAGGUACCCUAUGCCAACACUUAUAUGACACUUUAAGACCCAAUUUGAUAAUGAUCAACCACAUUGAAGUUUUGAGUGAACUAUGUGGGAUACUCAAGAGUGAAUUGUUGCAUGAAAAGGUUUUGGACAAUGACCAACUACUUAAAUUCAUACAGGUUAUCCAGCAGUUGUUACAAGAUGUAGAGGAAAGGCUAGUUUUUAGGUCAAAUGUCUUCUUCCAGCAUGAUUUACUAGGUUAUAAACCUUCUCCGGGAGAUUUAGCUUAUCCAGAGAAACUGGAACAGAUGGAGAAUAUUGCAUUGGAACUGAGAGACAGAAGAUCAGAUUCCAGAAAUUCUGUAGUAUCAUUAGAGAGUCAAGAAGUAGCUCAUAUUAAUGCUGCACAAAUGGCUCAUUUUCGCUCAUACACUGGUAAUUCUCCUGCAGAUUUGCAUGGCAUGUGGUACCCAACUGUCAAGAGAACUUUAGUUUGCCUCUCACGUUUGUAUUUCUGUCUUGAUAGAAAUACUUUCCAAGGAUUGGCUCAAGAAGCAUUGGUACAUUGCAUUAGUACUGUUAAAACAGCAGCUGAUUUGAUUGCCUCCAGGAAAACACCUGUGGAUGGCCAGCUGUUUCAGAUAAAGCACCUGUUGAUUAUAAGAGAACAAAUAGCACCUUUUCAGGUUGACUUUACUGCAAAAGAAACAUCUCUUGACUUCAGUACUGUGCAGAAAGCUGCUUUAGAAUUGUACAGUCAUAGAAGCAACAUUUUCACUUUCAAUUCCAACAAUGCUUUGCUAGAAUUCCUACUAGAAGGUACACCUAAGGUGAAAGAGUACUUGGUAGACUCAAGAAAAGAGAUUGACAAGCAGCUGAAACACUCCUGUGAGGAAUUCAUUUCACAUGCUACUAGAAUUCUCGUAGGAAACAUUCUCCAAUGGAUAGAAAAAGCCGAGCACAUCCUGAGGAUCAUCCGAGCCGAAAGCUCUCCAUCCCAAGAACUGACAGUGUCCAGCCAGAAUUUCGGCAGGCCCCGGACCGUAGCGAGCAUAAUCCAGGAGGCGCAGAAGAACAUGAAAUCGAGGAUCCCGGAAAUUCAACGUUCGAUGCAGCUCUAUUUGUCCAACAGAGAGACCGAAUUUAUUCUGUUCAGGCCGAUCAAAAACAACGCGAUAAACGCGUUCUUGCAGCUGGAUCAAAUUCUGCUGACAGGCGGGUAUAGUAGCGAAGACCAGCUUUUGAUUGCUUGCCCUUCACCUGAGCAAGUAAAUAUUUUGAUAUGUUCUGUCUCUUUGGUUGGUGGACAGGACGGUCAAAAAGCUGUUGUUUGAUGUUUUUCUCCUUUAUUUCAAGUUUUCUCUUAACUAGAAUAUAGGAACAUAUAGGUCAUUCUCGAUCUAAAAAUACAGGGUGAGUUAGAAUGAGACCGUCAAACUCGGUAUACGGAGUAUUUACUGUUAACGCCACUAUGGUGUGAAAUAGGCGCGGCUUCAAAUAUUUCUGGUAGUAUACGCAAAAUCACGUUUGCCUUGAUGCUACCGACGGUACUCCAAAUUCCCCAAAACUGUGAGAUCCUCACUCUUUUCGUUGGAGGACCCUCGUUGGUCUCCUCCAGAUUUUUGGUAAGCACUAUACCCUUCAGUUUCCAAAGAAACUUAGUAGGGAAGGGUGAGGAACAUU